This is a messenger RNA of Drosophila persimilis, 599 nucleotides long. RefSeq names its product DNA polymerase epsilon subunit 3. Gene Ontology annotation, biological process: heterochromatin formation; leading strand elongation; DNA damage response. The transcript has a single exon. Gene Ontology annotation, cellular component: CHRAC; epsilon DNA polymerase complex. NCBI's taxonomy places the organism in Eukaryota, Metazoa, Arthropoda, Insecta, Diptera, Drosophilidae. Gene Ontology annotation, molecular function: protein heterodimerization activity; chromatin DNA binding. The record is from RefSeq and is a predicted model, not a curated record. Bases 68 to 451 code for a protein of 127 amino acids.
GGAUCACAUCCAACAUUCAGCAUUUUGAACGUUAAGUUAGCUAAAGGACAAGGAACCUCAGCAGAAAAUGGUUGAACGUAUUGAGGAUUUGAACCUACCCAAUGCAGUGAUUGCGCGGCUAAUCAAGGAGGCCUUGCCUGAUGGGGCGAACGUGAGCAAGGAGGCGCGUGCGGCCAUUGCCAGAGCUGCGUCCGUUUUUACAAUCUUUGUGACAUCCUCAUCGACGGCACUGGCACACAAACAGAACCACAAGACCAUCACGGCAAAGGAUAUAAUGCAGACCCUAACGGAACUGGACUUUGAGAGUUUCGUGCCGUCGCUGUCGCAGGAUCUGGAAGUGUAUCGCAAAGUUGUGAAGGACAAAAAGGACAGCAAGGCCAGCAAGAAGGAUGCCAGUGGUGCUGCAGAUGUCUCUGCCAGUGGCAGUGGAGCAACCGAAGAGGCACUUUAAUCAAAUAUUAGCCCUAAGUCGAAUCAUGUUAAAGAAUAUGUUAUCUUAAGCUUAAACUUAGUACAUAUAUUAUUUUGUUGUAAGGAUCGAAAACUCCACACACAUAUUCGAUGGUAUCCAUUAUAAACUAAUCUACGUAAACAAAGAA